AUGUCAAAAUAAAAUAAAGCGAUUGAAAUUUUCUUAAGAGUUCGUCCAGCUAAAAAGACAUAUAAUGGACUUACUGUUGAUGAAGAAUCAAGUAAAGUAGAGUUUAAGAUACCUAAAGACUAGCAGUCUGGUUACAUUAACAACACUAAAGAGCACUAUGAAUUUAUAUUUGAUAAAGUAUUUGAUUAAAAAACUAAAUAAGAAAAGAUUUUUAAAAAUGUUGCAUAAGAUGUUUGCGAUUAGGCUCUAGAAGGUUUUAAUGGAACUAUUUUUGCAUAUGGUCAAACUGGUUCUGGUAAAACUUUUACAAUGACUGGUGGUCCGGAUAGUUAUGAAGAUAGAGGUAUCAUUCCAAGAACUUUAAGUUACCUUUUUUAAGAAACCAAAAAGAAAGAAGAUGCUUUUUAUUAAAUUUCUAUUAGCUAUAUUGAAAUAUAUAAUAAUUCUGGUUACGAUUUACUCGAUGCAAACCACUCUGCAAAAAAACUAGAAGAUUUAACUCCAGUUAUUCCUCGUGAAACUGAAAAUGAAGAAAUUAUAUUAAGUGGGUUGUCAAUUCAUAAAGCAUAAACUGAAGAAGAUGCAUUAAAUUUAUUGUAUAUUGGUGAUUUGAAUAGAGCUGUGUGUGAAACUCCAAAGAAUGAUGUUUCAACAAGAAGUCAUUGUAUUUUUACUAUAAUGAUAGAAAGCAGAAAGCCAAAUAGUGAUGUAAAAACAAUGAGUAGAAUUCAUUUAGUAGAUCUUUCAGGUUCAGAAAGAAUAAAAAAUACAGGUGUAGAGGGGAAAUUAGAAAAGGAAGCAAGAGGAAUUAACUUAAGUUUGCAUUUUUUAGAGCAUUGCAUUGUUUGCCUUAAUAAAAGAGCUUAAGGAGAAAAUAUUCAUGUUCCUUAUAGAAAUUCCUUGAUGACACUUAUUUUACGUGAUUCAUUAGGUGGUAAUUGUAAAACGAGGAUGGUUGCAACAGCUAGUGCAGAAGAGCCUGAUGCUCUUGAAAGUAUAGCAACAUGUAAAUUUGCACAAAGAGUAGCUUUAGUUAAAAAUUAUGCAGUUCGUAAUGAAUCAGUUGACCCAGCUGUCAUAAUAGAAAGAUUAAAAAGAGAAAAUGCUGCUCUAAAAGCUGAACUCAACAUGCUCAAGGGAGAGAAUGCAAAAGAUAAACUAGAUUCAGAUGAUAUUGAGGCUUGUAGGACUAAAGUGGAAUAGUUUCUAGCUUCACGAGAUCCUUCUCAUUAAAUUAUACUCAGUGAUAAACUAAUGAUUGAUGAAUGCUUUUACUAACUAAAGCACAAAUAUAAUGCCCUAUUAAAGAAAGGUGGUAAUUCAGAUAAUACAGUUGAGGAUAAUUCCUCAUAAGUUUAACCACAAAAAAGCUAAAACAAUCCAUCAAAAUAAAAUAAUAAUCCUCCUAAGGAAGAUGCAGCUGAUACAUCGCAUCUUUCAGAAGAAAUAAAGAGAUUAAAGCUGUUGGUUUUAUAAAGAGAUAACGAAAUUAUGAUUUUACUCAACCUUAUUAAUAAAAAUAAAGAUAAUAAAAAUGGAUAAUAACUUUCAAUUCCAGUAUAAAGAGAAAGUUAGAAUGAAAUGGCAAGCGAGUUAGCAAGCAGUAUUGUUUAAGAGCCAAAAGAAAUUAAAUUUCCUUAGUAUGAGCAAUUAAAAGAAGCAUCUUAAAUUCCUGCACAUAAGUACCAGUAAUCUGUUUCUUCACAAAAUGAGUUUUAAUCUUAGGUUUCAACUUAGCUAAGAGGUGGCGUAGCAAGCAUGGACUAUUCUUCGCAGAAAGGUGCAUUCACAGAUUUAAACUAGUCUUCAGCAUAAAAAUCUAAUACAUAUUAAACAGGAUUAGAUGUAACUGAUGCAUAAUCUAUAGUAACAUAGGCAAGAUAAGCUCUUAUACAAAAUAAGGAGAUUAAUGAUAUGCUUUUAGCUCCUCUAAAUUUGACUAAUGAAUAACUAAUGGAUAGGGCAAAUUGUCUUGAACUUUUUAGAAGAAGUUAUAGAAGAAACUAGGUCAUGGAAGAUAACAAGCUUGUACUUAAAGAUAAAUUUGAAGUUGCUAGGAAAAUGGGACAAAUCGUGAAUGCAGCAAGAAGCAAAAUAGAUUAAUUGAAAUAGAAGAUUUAGGAUUUGAGAAAGGAAAUGGCUUUAAAAGGACUUAGUAAUGAUAAUGAAGAAGAGCUUGUACAUCCUUAAGAAGGAGAGAUACUCUCACAAAUAGAAGAAUAAAAAAGAAUAUAUAAAGAAAAUUUCAAUUAGCUAAAGGACAUAAAAGCAGAAAUAGAAAGCAUUUAAAAAAUGCUUGAAAAAAAUAAAGAUAGAAUGUAAAAAGAUUUUGAAAAAUGGUUAGAAGCAAUGAUGUAGCAAAGAUAGGCUUUAACAGAUAAUGGAUAGUAAAAUGGUCUAACCCAAUCUAAUAUUAGCUCUAAUAAUAACCAAAGUAUGAUGUCACAAUAAAUGUAAUAGACUUUAAGUAAAGUACGUGAUAAAGAAGUAGAGAAAAAGCUGCAAGCUUUCUACAAAGCAAGAGAUGAAAUCUAUAAAAAUUGA
Molecule: messenger RNA, 2544 nt
Organism: Tetrahymena thermophila SB210
Lineage: Eukaryota; Ciliophora; Oligohymenophorea; Hymenostomatida; Tetrahymenidae
Product: kinesin motor catalytic domain protein
Exons: 11
Biological process (GO): mitotic spindle organization; microtubule-based movement
Molecular function (GO): microtubule motor activity; microtubule binding; ATP binding
Source: RefSeq, a predicted model, not a curated record